AUGGAGUCCAUGAGUCAACUUCAUCGUGACAUUCUCCAAGACAACCACAUGAGCAUUAUCCGAGACCUUGAUGUGAAAUACGUCUUGGGUUAUCUGUUCCAACAAAGAGUCCUGACGGAGAGGACCAUGGGGGACAUAAGGGCUAUACAUGAGGAGAAAAGACAAGAGAGAGCCGCAAAACUACUCAACAUUAUCCCGUCGAGUGGCGACAGGGCUUUCGAGAUAUUUUGCACAGCUCUAGAGAAGUAUGGGUAUCCUCAUUUGGGCAAGUUGCUCAGGGAAGCAGAGAAAAAUGCUCCACCACAUGCAGUGGCAACAGAAGUCCCGGGUGUAGUUGAGAAGUGCGCAAAAGCUCUGAGGGACCACUACAAGAAAACAUAUCAGAAGCAUUAUCCGCUCAGCUGGCACGCCUUUCGUCUGGAAACAGAGAAGGUGUACAUACAGAACCAGUUUACUCGAGUGGACAGAUCCGACACGGAUGAAAUCGUCCCAACGCCAGAGGACAACCUCCGGCUUGACAAAAAGAACCUGCUCCUCCAAGGUCGCCCUGGUACGGGCAAGACCACCUUCAUCUACCACCAGGCGUACACGUGGGCAGCGGGCAAAAAUCCUGCCUUGGAGGACAUCAAACUUCUGUUUGCUCUGUCAGCGCGCACGGUACGUACCGGGAACCUUCUGCAGGCUGCCUGUGACCAGUUGCUGGAGAGCGACUUCCUGAGCUCGGUUGAGCUGGAGUCCUUGAAAGGUUGGAUCAAAGACAACCCGCGCCGUACCAUGUUCAUGAUCGAAAACGUCGACGAGACUCCAGGCGUCAGCGAAGAGGACGUGGUGGAUCCCGACCACACGAAGCACCCGAUUCUACGGUACGUGCUGAAGAAAUAUCUCCGGGAGACGCCCAGUAUCCUAACAACGAGAAGUACAGAAAUUACAACAGGCAGUUCUAAUCCAAAGGCCAUUCACAUCCCGCUGCACUGCGAUGCCCAUUAUAAUGUGAACGGGUUCUCUCAAGAGGAUAUUGUCAGGUACAUCGACAGGUUCUUCAGCUGUCGUGCAGAAGGCGAAGAAGAUGCCGAGAGCCUCAAGUUUGCCAUUUCUGUUGACGAGUGUCUACAGGACAUUGUCACAAACCCAUUUUACGCCGUCAUUGUCAGCAUACUAUGGGGAAAUCGGAUCAGGAAACCAAACACGUGCACCGAGAUAGUGGAGGAAGUGAUUGCCUUAGUCGCGAGAAGAUAUAUCGAGGACCCUAAACAUUCCAUGACCAAAGAGACGAUGGAGGAAAGCCUAGCUAACUUGGCGAGGAUGGCAUGGGAUUCAAUAGAAACGGAAAAGUUCGCUUUCACAGCCAAAGAGGUAAAGGAAGCAAUUGGAAAUGAGUCUGUCAUUGAUAUGGGUCUUAUCGUUGAAGAUCCCACCAUAAGGGAGGUUCGCUACAAGUUCCAGCACAAGGCUUUGAAAGAGUUCCUGGCUGCAAAAUAUGUCGUGACGAGACCGCCCGGUACAGAGGAACGAAAACAAUGCCUUAGGAAGCUGUGGUCAACCGAGUGUGUCAGCGGGCAGAACUAUGUCAAUGUCUGCUUGUUCGCUGCUGGACUUCUGAGAGAGAAUUGCCAGGAUCUCUUCGAGGCUUUCGAUGUGAAUUUCUCAGAAAUGACGAGGCUUGAAGCACCUAAGUGUUGUGUGCACGACGAUACAAGUCGAGCGUGUUGGGCUGUCAGUGAGUCUGGCCACAUGAGGAAAACUGCUCCGCUCUUGGUAGCAUAUCUGCCUGAGACAAUCGAACUAGACUUCAAGAGAAGACCUCCCAAACCAGCGGUCAUUCGGGGGCUUGCAGAAGUCAUGGAGGCCUUGCCGGCAGACAAGAAAGUAGAGAUUGCUGAGAUGUGGGUCUUAAACCCAAAGAGCCUUCAGCGCCUUGGGAGAGCUAUGAAGUGCACGCGGCGUGUCAGGUCUCUGAAAGUGAAUGUGACAGGGCUGGACAUGACUCUCUCUAAUCCCAUGGAAGACAACAACAACGGAAUUGUAGAUUUUCACAAGGGUGUUGCAGAAAACCAAAGUAUCUUCCACUUGGCGAUUGAAGCAAAUAUUGACAGGAUGGAUGAACAAGCCGUAAGGGCAAUACCACAGGCCAUCCAAGGUAACAAGUCGAUUCGUGAUCUGCAGCUCCAGGUGUACUGUGCCAAGAGCUGUUCACACAGGUGCUCAAACAAAAUUUCCAAGGGCUUAAAGACACACUGCAGUCGUGAGACGAAUGCCGCGGUCUUCCUGGACUCCUUAUCCACUGCCUUGCGUCAUAACUCCACUCUGCGGAGCUUGUACUUGAGUGGGUACAUCUUGCGACACAGGAAGGCUCUGGAGGUACUUGCCCCGGCGAUAGCUGAGCAUCAAGGUCUACGGGCGGUGCACGUUAGAGGCUUCUCCGGUGGAAGAGGACACAUCCAAGACCCUGGUAUCGACGCUUUGGCUUAUGUAAUGGGGAAUACCAAGACACUGGCAUCUUUGUCCAUUCGACUGAACGGUUUGACUUCCACGACUGAAAGCGCUGACUGUGCGAUCAAGCUGUGCGAAGCCCUGAAGAAGUGUGAGACAUUGGAAAGACUUGAGCUAGUCUUCACCUGGAUGUUUGCACGGGAAAAACUGCUGAUCGCAGAAGUGAUCUCAGCGAGCCAGGCCAUCAAGAAGGUCACCUUCGGCUGGAGAACCAUGAACGAUUCAUUCCUCUUCGCGUUGUGCAAGGCAAUCGAAGAGCAACCCAGUGGCAGCCUCAGGAAAGUAGAACUAUCGGGAAGGUUCAACGCAGGGGGUCUUGGAGAACUGGGAAGACUCAUAGCUUCCAGUCAGACUCUACAAGACGUCGAGCUGCAUGGGAAACCGUUCUGCCGGGAGGGAUUUCAGGCAUUUGUGGACAAGGUUCAGGAGUCACAAAUGAGCCCCACCCCUUGCCGAGCCGAGCCUAUCAACGUGUCCAUGAAAGGCACAGUGGAGGGAGAACUGACCGAAACGUUGAAGUUCCGAAUCCAUUCCGCACAGGUGAAUCUCUCAGUACAUCUACAACCGGCUGAGUCAAAUCCUCUGACGUACAUUCCAUCUGGACUAGAAUGGUUAUCGUGA
Messenger RNA from Branchiostoma belcheri (Belcher's lancelet), 3111 nucleotides. RefSeq lists its product as uncharacterized. Bases 1 to 3111 code for a protein of 1036 amino acids. The transcript has 4 exons. Lineage: Eukaryota; Metazoa; Chordata; Leptocardii; Amphioxiformes; Branchiostomatidae. The record is from RefSeq and is a predicted model, not a curated record. Gene Ontology annotation, biological process: regulation of apoptotic process.